UGGAUGCACCACUUACUUUGUCCUUACCGACUUACAUGUCCCUGGUCGUGGUGUAUGGGAACAUUUUGAUAUACCGCCGUAAAAAGUUGUUGGUCCCUUGGUAUUGGUAUGUUGUCCUGGGCUUCGUUGACGUCCACGGGAAAUACAUCG
This is a messenger RNA of Striga hermonthica, 150 nucleotides long. The record is from the annotation of a GenBank genome assembly. Lineage: Eukaryota; Viridiplantae; Streptophyta; Magnoliopsida; Lamiales; Orobanchaceae.